Molecule: messenger RNA, 4635 nt
Organism: Prorocentrum cordatum
Lineage: Eukaryota; Dinophyceae; Prorocentrales; Prorocentraceae
Source: the annotation of a GenBank genome assembly
AUGCAGCCUGCCCCCGGAGGCACGCAGCCUGGGUCCUCGCAGCCCCACGAGCUCGGCUGCUGGCAGCAGCCGGCCGGCGCGCCGCUGACCGCGGCCUGGCUACUGGAGGCCCAGGGGCAGGUCUGGAUCCUCGUGCCCGACGGGCAGGGCGGGGCGGCCUGGCUGCCCCAGUGCGGCGCCUGCCUGGUGCCGGUGGUCGGCGUGCCACCGCACGAAGGGCCCUGGGGCUGGAGUGGCCCGCCGCCUCCCGGGCCAGAGCGCGGCGCCCACGCGCCGGCCGGGCAGAAGUGCGAGGACGCCGCCGAGCCGUGGCCAGGCUGCGCGACGCCGACGACCUGCGGCAGCGUCGAGGACCUCGACGAGCGCCACGCGGCGGCGGGCGCCCGGGCGCCCGAGCACGGGCCGCAGGCCGCGCCCGAGCACAGCCGCGGGGGACGCACGGCCUUCCUGCGGCGGCAGCGCCUGCGGCGCGCGAAGGCGAGAGAGCGGGCCGCCGCGGAGCAGCACGUCGCCCCGCCGCCCCGCGGGGAGGACGUCGAGCUCGUGGCCGAGCUGGAGGCCGAGCUCGGGGGGCCGGGCCUCGCCGCGGCGGAGCGCCUGCGCGGCGCCGUGCGGCGCCUCUCCUUCGAGCCGCAGGGGUGCCGGGCCGUGCAGGCGGCGCUGCUGCGGGUGGGCGGGGCGGGGGCGGCGGGCCUCGUCUCGGAGCUGCACGGGCACGUGCGGGAGGCCAUGGAGUCCCCGCACGCGAACUACGUGAUCCAGAAGGUCGUGGAGGUGCUGCCCCCGUCGUUGUCGGGCUUCGUGGCCGCAGAGCUGCGCGGGGCGGGCGUGGACGCUGCGCGGCACAAGUUCGGCUGCCGCAUCGUGUGCCGGCUGCUCGAGCACACCGCGCUCAGCGCGGAGACCACGGCGCUGCUUGACGAGAUCCUCGUCGAGGCUGGCAAGCUCAGCCGCCACACCUUCGGUCACCACGUGGUACAAUCCGUCCUGGAGCACGGCUGGCCCUGGCACCGCAGGGUAGUCCUCGACGCCCUCCGUGGGGACCUCCCGCGGUGCUCGCGGAACCGCAACUCCAGCUACGUGGUCGAGAAGGCGCUGACCCAUUGCGACGCGGAAGACCGCGCGGCCAUGGCGCGGGAGCUGCUGACCAGCUUCGACGACGUGCUGCAGCUGGCGCAGUGCCAGUUUGGCAGCAACGUGGUCAAGGCCCUCGCCAGGCUGCCCGACGACUGCGCGGAGGUUGUCCUCGGCGUCCUCCGUUCCGCCGCCACGACCCUCGGGGAGUCGAAGUACGGGAGUUUGGGCUUCUGCGGGUCAUUGCAGGGCCAUGUGGUCGUGUGGGUGAGAGGUUUUGCGACCCCGCAUUGGAGCAUACAAAGCGGCCUAGGCCUGAAGCUGCCGGCCCUCGACCUCCACCUCAGCUGCUUCUUGGCCGGCACGGUGCUGCGCCGGGCGAUGGCGGCGAUGCUGUGGCCGCACCUCGACGCGCCCACCACGGGCGCCCCGCUGCUCGAGGCGCCACAGAUGCCCGCGCUGCUCGACCCGCUGGUGGUCGCUGCGGCACCCGCGGAGUCUGGCGCGGGGUCCGGCUGCCGGAGCCGCUCCUCCAGCAGCGAGCCCACCGAGCGGAGCCCCUCGCUGCCGCCAGAGGCGUCGGCGUCGCCGCCGAGCGCGACGUCCGCCGCCAAGACCUUCUCCGCGCGGCGCCAGGCCUCGCCCCGCAGGCCGGCCGGCGGCGACACCGCCGGCAAGCUGUCCGCGCCCGGGCAGGUGGCCGUCGUCGGCGCCACGCCCGCGGCGGCGCUGCAGGUCUUGGGGAACUUCAACCCGAGCAAGGUCUUGGGCGCCUUCUACGAGAGGCUCUUGGCCGGCGGCUGCCUGGCCCCCGGCGCCCUCGCGGCCGACCGGCUCGCCGAAGUCGACCUCUCGCAGCUGGGGGGCGGCACCGCCGCUGGCGCCUCGGGGAGGCGAGAGCUAAACAGCUGGACUUACACUGCUGACACGAAGGCUGAGCGCUCCACCAAGUCUGCCUUGCAGGAGAAGAACCGGGAUAUUGCCAGGCUCAAGGAGCAGCUGGCAGCCAAGAGCGGUCACCCAGACGCCAUAGACGUCGACGCCGAGCCCACAGAGCCAGAUGCCCAGGCGGCGCUGGCCGAGCUCGCCGCGGCCAUCCAGGCGAUCGGGAAACCGACCGACCCGAUCCCUGUCAAGGCGAAGCAGGACAUGGCGCAGCAGCAAGUUGCUCUCCGUGCGAAGGUGCUGGCCGACAAACCGAUCGGGAAGCUCAAGGAGCAGCUGGUCGCGGUCCAGAAGCAGAUCGUCGAGGCUGAGGCAGCCGUGGAGGCGACUGGCCGUGGGCCCGCGGAGGUGGAGGCCGCGCGGGCCGCAGCUGCGGCACAGGCGCCCUUGCCCAAACCUGGCGUCCACUCGCUUCGCGCUGCCACCCCGUGCCUCGACAUGGACGUCGGCGCGCUCGGCCAGCUCCUCCAAGGGCUUGGCGCGGACGGCAGCCUUGCAGAGAGUGGUUCGAAGAAUUUCGAGGAGUUGCGCAAGUUGGAGCGGGCAGCCGCGGAGCGGGCAGCCGCCGAGCGCUCCGCAGGGGCCGCCGCGCACGCUGGGCCAGGCGACUUUGAGCACAACCUCAUGCCCAUGUCCAAGCAGCUGCAUUUCCUGCACGGGUUCGCGCGUAGAGCGGCCAAGACCCACUGGGCGCUUGAGCGAGUGACGCCUGAAGCCAAGGCUUUCAUGUCCGACGUGCCGGGUAGCAUCGUCGACCUCAACUUCGACCAAGUUGCGCAGUCCAUGAUCGACCUCGCAGGUGCCAUGUUCCAGGAGUGGUUGACUGCAUCAAGCAGCGAGUGGCCGGAUUGGGCAGAAAAGGCUUUCAAACAUGGGGCGCGUGCCGCGCACAGGUUCUCAAGGAUCAGGGAGUUGCAGGAGCUUGCAGCUGCAGAGACCAGGCCUCAGCCUUUCCAGCGUGCAGAUGAUUGUAUCGGGGAGUGGGACAAGGUUUGGAGUAUGUAUGAGUGCACCGCAGCCCCGAUGCCUCAAGGUGCUGACAAGUGGGAUAGCAUACCGACAAUCACGGUCACAGACAUCCGCCGUGCUGCUGCGUCGUUCCCGUCACGAAUGGCGUCGGGGCGCUUGGCUUUCAACCCGAAGGCGCUGCUCCAGGUGUCCGACGUAGGCAUCCAGCGCUGGCAAGCAAGAUGCAUGUUGAAGCACCUGCCCGAGGCCGUGGGCGGAGAAAAGCUCUGGCUGCGCUCGAUGCGCAUCGGGGUUCUUUAUGGGCUUCCGAUGGUCGCCUUCCCCCUCAGCCCCGUCCCCGACGAGUUCCCUGUCUGCCCCUGGGGCGCCACCGAGCGGCGGUGCAGCGCGUGCAACCUGCGUGCCAAGACGCCCGCCUCCCUCGCCCAGCUCCAGACUGGCAGCAGGCGAGUUUGCGGGCCCGCCACUUUCCAGCGGUGGAUAGCGACGGCUGUCUUCGCGGAUAGAUCGGAGGAUCGCAUCCCCCUCUCUUCGAAGGCGGUGCCUGUGGCCCUGGAGGCUUCGAAUGUGGUCAUGGGGCCCGAGUUGGAUAUCGGCCAGGCUCCGCCUUCGUUGGUGUUGCAGGAGCGUUUUGGGGCCCUCGGCCACGAAAUGGAACAGGUUGGGCGAGUUCUUUUCUGCUCCAUAUGCUCCGCCUUCACGUCUUUGCCUAACGGGAAUUUGCGGGGUCUGGGCAACAGGUGGGUGCUCGAGUGCUCACGGCGCGACUCCUUCAGUCCGGGGCCCGCUGGCAUGGACUACGGCAGGGCCGAGAUCUGGGCCGCGGGCUUGGCCAGCCCGGCCAGAGCCGGCGAGGCCGAGACCCAGGACGACAGCCCGCCCAUCCUCACGGUACUGCCGGAGCGGUGGGGCACCGUCAACAGAGCGCAGGCGCCCCCGCAGUGGCUGAACCUGAAGGACCCAGAUGGCGCCGUGUGGGGGCCAGAGCAGGAGCCGCCCAAGGCGCCGCCUCAGGCGCCGCCGCAGGCGCCAGCGCAGGCACCAGCGCAGGCGCAGGAGAACGUGCAGUGCGCGCCGGCCUGGGCGGCGACUCGGAACGCGCCCGGGGCCCCGACGAGGGCCCGGCAGUUGUACGACUACAGCACCCGCGAGGUGUGGUACGCGAGCAACGUCCCGGUGCCCGAGCAGAACCAGGGCGUCGUUAUCACGGCGGAAUUCCCCACGCACCCGUCGCAGGAGUGCUAUUGGAAGGACGGAGGUCGCAUGAUCUGCUACACCGAUCAGGCGGUUCGGAACGCCCAGUGGAGCCACGGCCACAACUGCCUACCGCACGUGGAUCCGGUCACGGCGGCCACCGCGCAGCAGCGGAGGCCGCUGGUGCUGCAGGGCAACGAGAUGGCCAGGGACGUGAAGGGCAUCCGCCGCCAAGAGCUACAGGGCCGCCCGCACUACCAGCGGGAGCGCCACCUGCCGCACGAUUACGGCGCCCUGCUGCUCCACCGGAAGGAUGAGGGCUGGAAGGCGCUCGCCGAGAAGGUGAAGCAUUCGUUGGAGCGUGAGAUCUUGACGGCGGACGAGAUGCAGGACUUCUUCAUGAACGAGGAGGCCGUCAUGUACGAAAGGGUCGACUACUGGAACGUGAUGUGA